GAGACCACAACAGGUGUCUGUGAAAGAAUUGAAAGACGAGGAGAAAGAAUCCCUCUCUAACUAACACGUUUCCUUUCCAAUGGCUCUAAUUUCUCUACUCUCUCUCUCCUCCUCUUCAUCUUCUUCUUCGUGUUUCUCUUCUUCUUCAUCACUGUCUCAAUUUUCUUCGCACAGGAAAUUUCUUCUGAAGCCUGUAAAAAUCCGAGCUGCUUCAUCUUCAGAUUCUUCUCUGAAACCGAAGGUGGUGGUGACACGAGAACAAGGAAAGAACGUGAAACUCAUUAAUGCCCUCGCGAAACAUGGGAUUAAUUGCUUUGAGCUACCUCUCAUCCAGCAUACACAAGGACCUGAUUUGGAUAGGCUUACUACUGUAUUACGCGGGACUUCAUUUGACUGGAUCGUUAUAACUUCUCCUGAGGCAGGAUUAGUAUUUCUCAAUGGAUGGAAGGCAGCUGGGAGCCCAAAAGUUCAGGUAGGUGUUGUUGGAGCUGGUACAACAGCCGUGUUUAAGGACGUACUACAGUCACCACAGCAAUCCCUGAAUAUCUCCUUCUCACCGUCUAAAGCAACUGGCAAGGUAUUAGCUUUAGAGCUUCCUAAACAUGGGAGUGGAAGAUGCACUGUCCUUUAUCCCGCUUCAAUGAAAGCUGGAAAUGAGAUUGAGACGGGGCUGACUGCUCGUGGAUUUGAGGUCACAAGGCUAAAUACUUACUCAACGGUUCCAGUCUAUGAUGUAGAUCAAAUGGUUUUGGCACAAGCACUCUCUGCUCCAGUUGUUGCCGUUGCUUCUCCAUCAGCAAUUAGGGCUUGGGUCAAUCUUAUAUCAGAAGCAGAGAGUUGGGAUAAUGCUGUUGCCUGCAUCGGCGAGACCACUGCUUUGGCAGCUAAAAGAUUAGGUUUGAAGAAUGUCUACUACCCAACAAAUCCUGGCCUUGAAGGGUGGGUUGGUUCCAUCCUAGAAGCCUCGAGUGUGCGUGGUGAAAUAAAGAAGGAAUUGGUUUGCUGACGAGGAUCAAACAGGUGCAGGACUAACCCAAGCCUCUGACUUGGCAGCAUGUCUGAACCAGCAUUUUGCUAAGACAAAAGCUCAAGAUGUAUUAUCGAUGCUCUUCUGUCGUCUAGAAGACUCUGGUUUCAUCCCGAUGUGUGAUAUCGUCACCUGGGAUUGGUAAUGCUUCCUUGAAGACCAUGGAUAAUAGGGCUUUUAAGAUGAAAAUCUGACCAAAAUCUGCUGUAUAUCUGUUUUUUGUUUUACCUUCGGAGGAUUAGGAUUCUGUAUCUCGUACUAGGAGUUCAAUUGGGUUGUUCACAGCCAAUGUAUGAUAGUAAAUAUGAGGAUGCCCCCACAUGUUUAAAGAAAUGUCAUACUGCAGUGGUCUCCUGUGUUUUUCAUCACAUAGAAUCUUGUAAUUAAUCCAUUUUAUUAUUGUACUAUUUAGUUA
This is a messenger RNA of Papaver somniferum (opium poppy), 1442 nucleotides long. RefSeq names its product uroporphyrinogen-III synthase, chloroplastic-like. The transcript is spliced from 10 exons. Gene Ontology annotation, molecular function: uroporphyrinogen-III synthase activity. Gene Ontology annotation, cellular component: chloroplast. Gene Ontology annotation, biological process: uroporphyrinogen III biosynthetic process. NCBI's taxonomy places the organism in Eukaryota, Viridiplantae, Streptophyta, Magnoliopsida, Ranunculales, Papaveraceae. The record is from RefSeq and is a predicted model, not a curated record. Bases 80 to 1006 code for a protein of 308 amino acids.